Messenger RNA from Echinostoma caproni, 429 nucleotides. The record is from the annotation of a GenBank genome assembly. Lineage: Eukaryota; Metazoa; Platyhelminthes; Trematoda; Plagiorchiida; Echinostomatidae.
UUGUUCUGUCCCUUUUCUGUAGUAAGAACAUACUUCAUUUUCAAAGUGCAUAAAAUAGGCGUAUUCAAACCCAAAGAUGAGGAACCAUAUGGACACUUGAAUCCCAAAUGGACUAAAUGGAUGCACAAGCAUUGCUGUCCCUGUUGUUUCGGCCGUUCGUGUCUGGUCCCAAAUCAAGGUUACCUCUCAGAAGCCGGUGCCAGUCUAGUCGAUCAGCGUCUCAGACUGAACAUUGUUCCCACUACCAAGGUAAUUCUUGAUUUUAAAAUGGUGGUAACUUCAUGCAAACUCAUACUCCGUAUUUAUUCACUUGAAGAACAUUAUUUCUUUAUGAUGUCUUACUAUAAGGAUCGAGGGCUUCACCAAAGUAAAUUCCAACAAACUUUGUCAAUGAAGGUCUUUAGCUUAGAAAGACCUCAGUUUAAUUGA